Molecule: messenger RNA, 303 nt
Organism: Anisakis simplex (herring worm)
Lineage: Eukaryota; Metazoa; Nematoda; Chromadorea; Rhabditida; Anisakidae
Source: the annotation of a GenBank genome assembly
UUUUCAUUAAUUUCCGAUGUUCAGUUAUAUCCACCUGAAGUUAUCCGUGUUGCUGACGCCGCUUUCUGUAACGAUUCAACUGAGAAACAAAUUGCUUUUCAGAAACGCGAAGAUGAAUAUGAUUAUUCAAAACCACUGAACGGUCAAAAGAGACGUCCGUUCGAGCAACAUUGGCGUAAGCACACACUUACCAAGCAGGAUCCUCUAACUGGGCAGAUCACACUCGACUACAGACCCGUCAUUGAUGCAACGUUGGAUCCAUCUGAAGUUCAGACGAUACCACCCAAAAUCAGAUCUUAUUAG